AUGUCGGAACAGAGGCCACGCAGACAGGAGGAGUCCAACUCGGGCUUCAAGGGGGCCCUUCAGGGUCUUGGAAUCUUCUUGUUGGCCCAAUUUGCCAUCAACCAGUACAUGGGAUAUAAAGACAAGACAGACACUCCGAGCGUGAAUUCUGGUGGCAUCCCCGCUUUUGCCGAUCGUCCCGAUCCCAGCGAAAUUGCAGAACGCAGUGCUCUCCCCGAGGUCAUCGCUCCGAUCUGGCCUUCCGACAGCGCAGUAGAUCUCCGCGUUUAUGUAACCCCGUCUAUCAUUGUGCCGAAAUUCAAGUCAUCAGACAGUAUUCUUGUGCUGGACGAGAAGAACUUCACACUUGGAAACUACAGUGACACUCGCGAAAUCGACACCACCAUCAAGGUCCCAAAGCAGGUCCAACAGAAUGGAACUCUCUGGGCUCACUUCUUUUUGGCUCGCACCGGAUACCCGUUAGACCCCGCCGCUAAGGAUUACAACACGGCCGAUGCACUCCACUUCCCCCGACCUCUGAACCAGUACCUUCCCAAGAAGAAGGUCAAGAAGCUGAAGAAUCUUCUGUCGGGCCCCGAGGAUGAACAGGACCAGGAGGAAGAUAACACCCCGGAUGUCUCAACUAUGUCAUACUACCACCCCAAUUUUACCUUGUCUAUGAUCCCAGAUUCCGGAAUCCAGAAUUUUGUGCAGAUGAACCCCGCGGUUCGCCAGUAUGUGCAGCUGGAGCGGACUGGUGCCCGCGAUGCCACUGGAAAGAAUGGGUGGUACUACCCGAUCGCUUUCGUUAACACUUUUUGGCAACUGAAGACCCACAUGACCGAGUUGAAUUCUACCGUCGAGACCGUGCCAUUGCAUAUUACCCUCAACAACAUGGCGAACUGGAAGUUCAACAUCCUCAGUAGUGUUGAUGAAGGCUCGAAGCAAAGUUCUCGCCAGGCUGCCUAUGGUAAGCCUCCUCCCGGUGGUGGAGAUGGAAAUGAGUGGGAGAUGGUGAAAGAGAUUCUUUUGGAUACGAACAUUUGGCUCCUCUGCACCACGGGUGUGGUCACUGUCUUCCACAUGUUGUUUGAGACUUUGGCCUUCAAGAAUGAUAUUGCCCACUGGCGUAAGAAGAAGGAUGUUGUUGGUACCUCAGUUCGGACAAUCCUGGCCAAUGUCUUCAUGCAGGCUGUCAUUUUCCUCUACCUCAUGGACAACAGCGAGAAUACCUCUUGGAUGAUCCUGGGUAGCCAAGGAUUUGGUAUUCUUCUAGAAUUCUGGAAGAUCACCAAGACUGUCGACGUUCGCUUGCGCCCGCCGCCAGCCACCUCUCGGCUGUCGUUCUUGCCCUAUGUGAUUGUCUUCGAGGACAAGCACAAGCUUAGCGAGACUGAGGAAAAGACCAAGGAGUAUGAUGAAAUUGCCUUCCGCUACUUGUACAUUUUGGCUGUUCCCCUUCUACUCGCGUACGCCGCGUACAGCCUGGUAUACAACACUCACAAGUCAUGGUACUCCUACGUUAUCCAGACCCUAGUGGGCAGUGUCUACGCCUACGGAUUCCUCAUGAUGGUCCCCAGUCUCUACAUCAACUAUCGGUUGAAGUCUGUUGCCCACAUGCCUGGAAAGGCGUUGACCUACAAGUUCCUGAACACCUUCAUCGACGAUCUCUUCGCUUUUACCGUCAAGAUGCCUUGGCUCCACCGCCUGGCUACUCUUCGUGACGAUGUCAUCUUCUUCGUAUGGCUCUACCAGGGCUGGAAGUAUAAGGUGGACUACAAGCGCGUGAACGAGUUCGGCCAGGGAGGUGAUAGUGACGACGAAGAGGAGCCUACUUCUGCUAUUGAGGGCGACAAGGAGGAUGUGGCUACUCAAUCCUCUUCCAAAGCUACUUCCAAGUCGCCCGCUCGUAGCAACCAACCAAGCGGCCUGCUUGAUGCGAUCGAGCACUUGGAAGCUGUUGCAUUUGUCCCGCCCAAGCAGAGAUACACAGAUGCCAGCUUACUAGCCAAAACAAUAGCUUCAAACGCGUACGAGAGCGGCAUCCCGCAACCCGUGCUGUCCCGUCUCUUGAAGAUUCUGACCACGAAAAAUAACUUGGAUCAGGGUACAGUUACCACGCUGAUCAAAAACCUAUACCCUCAGGAAAGAAUCGUGUCUAAGAAUGUCACUCAAGUGGUGUGCUGUCUUGGGCCCAGCAAGAACAAACCGAGCCCUGCUACACAGGCUCUGCUAUUGCGCUGGUUGAUUCUUACGUAUGAUCUAUUCGAAGAUAGGACGCAUCUUGCCAAACUCUAUGCUGUUCUUUUCAACUAUUUGGAUAUGAUUAGUUUGCGCAAACCGCUUUGUCACCUUCUCUCGCUUCUCACAAGACGAAAGCACGUCAAGCCAUUCCGGAUUCAAGCCUUGAUGGGAUUGAUCCAGACUGCAGGUGGUGAAGACAAAGAGCUUAUCAGCCUUCUGAGGAUUUUCAAGAAUUUUUACCCCGAGAUUAUUCUCGGGGAGUUUGGAGGAUCGAGAAGGAAUUCCCUCUUCUUCAAACACCCAGACCCCGAGUGGUCAAGCCAUGUAAAGGAGCUUCAAGAUCAGAAUAUGGAAAGAGUACAGGCUGGCCAGGAGUCGAGUUUUCAAGUUGUUCAUCGGGGAACUGUGAAAAGAAGUAGGAUUGAAGUGGUGAUUCCGACUCUACAGACUUCACGAGUCUCUCACAAGCACACAUCUUUGGAGGAGCUUCGUGACGUUGGCCAUUUUGUCGACACCCUUGACAAGAUCGAGUUACCAAAUCAGAUUAUCUCAACUUUGGGCGACGCAAUGGCUCAGAAGUAUCUUCAUCUGGUCCAGUCCGAACUUGCACAUCACCGUCUAAAUGCAUGGUUGAGAAAUUUUCUUGAGGAUAGGUUGGAGAUGCUUCGUGGUGAUGAAAAUGAUGAGCCCGAAACAUUAUCCUACGUGUUGGAUUUUGUUGUGGAAUAUGUAUCCUAUACCAAGGACCUCCCAUCCUCGAUCCGUUCCUUUUUGAAGUCUUAUCUGCAAACAUGGAAUGGCAAGGAUAAUCGUGACCGCGUCUUCCGACUUCUCAAGUAUAUCUCAAUCGAACCUUUCGCGUCGCUCCGGAGUGAAUUCUUGUCACCAUUGGAAUCAGCAGUGUUAGACGAGAGUCUUCGUUCCAGAACAGCAUUGCUGGGGUUCUACUCGACGUUGAUCGGCCAAUGGGGGGUCAAACUUCGAUCACAGCCAGAUGAAAAAGAAAAAUCAAUCCACCUGAGUCAAAUUAUCGUUCACGCCGAGCUUUUAGCUUCUUCAAUUCUGGAGUUCUCAGUGGAGGACGAGGAUAAAAAGUCCAAGCCAGCUACAAUCUCCGUUCUCGGCUUCUACAGAAGCCUUUCGGAACUUUUCUCGCACGCACCUCAAGAUGCCCGAUUCCGCCUCACACUUCCGCACGCGCAAACAGUAUACACGCUCGCCUUCACACCCAGUGUCGUUGCGAUCUCAACCCUUAAUUCCAUCUUGGCCGUCUACAAGUCUGCAUUCGAGGCCUCUCUGAAUUCCCAUGUUCUCCAAGCACAAAACUCCCCGGCUUAUGGAACAGAUCUUGUUGGUCGCUUCAACGGGUAUGUCAUGGAUAUGUGCAAUGUGCUAUGGCGCAAUCGUGCACUGAAUACCGAAGACCCGAAUGCGCUAGGCUGCCUCGUCCCAACACCGACUACCACUGCUCUGACAAACUAUAUCAAGGAUUUGUCUGAGGCGGCCAAACAUUAUGACCGCGAAAGUGCAUUCCAUAUUAAUCUUGCGUCCAUAUUCUCUCUCAGUCAUCACGCUGCAUUCUGCAACCUGUCUGCAGCUUGCUUUGCGGAUCUGGAAGAGGACCAGCAUGUUGCGGACCACUGCCCGAAAUUGAGAAAGCCGGUCACCCAGAAAGUGCUACAGGCACUGGAGAAAGAUGGUGGUGCUAAGAUUACAUGGCAGGAGUACCGUGUGCAUAUGCUGGACUGGUUGGAUGCGAUUGGGUGCCGGGGUACUGGCAUUCUGAUGAGAAGCACAAUGAAGGCUUUGCGCAAAGAGUAA
Messenger RNA from Penicillium digitatum Pd1, 4044 nucleotides. Its product is annotated as CLPTM1 family protein. The record is from RefSeq and is a predicted model, not a curated record. Lineage: Eukaryota; Fungi; Ascomycota; Eurotiomycetes; Eurotiales; Aspergillaceae. Gene Ontology annotation, cellular component: endomembrane system; membrane.